UGUGUGUAGUUAUUUACGGAAUUCAACUUUGAUAGGCUAGUCCGAGGACCCUGUUCGGGGGUUAUGGCACUUUACAACGGCGAGGCCAAGAAAGAUGUGAACAUUUACAGGGAAGGAGGUCAUACUUUCAGUGUUACUAGUUUCAGUAGUGCCGGGAGUGUUGUUCGAACCGGGAACCGAGGCGGCCAACAACAGUGGCACGAUGUGAAAAUAAAUGUGGUGAGUUCGAAACCCUCGGAUAAUAAUACUACUAGUUGUGUUUUUGUACCAGGCACGUCGGAUUUGAAUUCUGCUACCACGGUGGGCGGAGCCAAGGAGGGCUAUCAAAGUGAUUUCGAUAGCGGUGGUAGUCCCAGGUAUAAUAAUAAUAAUAAACAAAUUGUGUAUUCGCCCGGGUUCCUCCAAGCACAGGGGAAUACGUAUACAUCGACGCCUCAUCAGGUAAGGGGUGAAGGUGAAAACAUGCACAGCGGUAGCCUACAGCACAGCUCCGAUCACCGCGCGACUUUUGUGAGCAGCAUCAACGUGAGGGACUCGAAACCCCCUCCCAUUCCGUCCCCGAUGCUGGGGCCGGGGGGCAAUGUGGGGCUCACGAUUUCGACCAGUUGUCCCGCUCAUUACCAGUCGGUCCACUGGCAGGGUGGGAAGGCAGUGCCGCCACUGGGCGUGUCGCUGCCGCACUCGCCCGAUAGGAAUGUAUUGAUCGCCGGAAAUCGGUAUCCCGCCUCCAAGACCACAUUAAUUAACCCGACGGCCCGGAGCAGCAGUCCCGGACAGUCGCAGCAGAUCAGCGUUCAGUACCAAACCGUCUACCACCAUCAUGGACUGCCUUCUGGAAACGGUAACUCGAAUUAUUCGAGCCCUCGAUCUAGCAUCGGCAGCGGCGAUUCGAAAAACUCCAGCCCCCGCACUAGCUUGACCAACCCGGCUUUGUAUGAGCAGAAAUUCGGGAGCCCGAGGUCAAGCCUUGCACUCGCGAGCCCUCGGUCGAGUUGGAAUUCCGUCACUGGGAUUGAUUCGAAACAUACGAGCCCGAGGACCAGUUUGUCCGGGCCCCAAGAUCGGAUACUUAUACAGCGGGUCAUCGGUGGACUAGAGCACGAGCUGCUCUCCCAGAAUCACGCGAGCCAGUCUAUAAUAAACCUGGGGCUUCGGGGUGACCAUCCACUCAACGAUAACAGAUUCAACGAACCGGCGCCCCCGCACAUCUACACCGAUCCCCGCCAGAGGACUUUACCCCCACAGGCGGCAGUGAGUGUCCACACAUCCACUUACGCCACCAGCGUCAACAACAACAACAUGAUGCACCAAGUGCAGAACGGGGAUUCUCACGCCGUCAUCUCCUCGCCGAAUAACAACUCUGUCAAUUCCAGCUACAGCUCGUCCAACGGUGGGCCGCCCUCGAUUCCCGCUCGGGUACCCUUGAACUACAACGGUUCUCAAAAUUCUGACGCGGAAAAAGCCGUGGCCGCUCUGACCCAGCAGCUGGAGAGGGACAUGAGUUUCUCGGGCUCGGCGUCCAAGAAGAGCCCCGAAUCUCCAGGUUCUCAAAUGGAGCCCCCGCCCCCUUACCACGGUCCUCACGAUGUUCAAACCUCGGUGAAAUUUCACAACCAGAACCAGCCCCAGAAGCCGAACGUCAAACUUGUCGCCCCAGUUCAGGGCAUUCAGGUGCAGUCGGGGUCCCUAGCCUCGUCCAGGAACGCCCCGGGUGUGUCACCAGGCUUGAAGUCUCACCUAGCGUUCCAGGUGACUCCACCCAAGAGUAAAGGGCCCUCGGAUGCCGAGAGGAAGCUGGCGGCCCUGACGCAACAGUUGGAGGAUGAAAUGGAUCACAUCGCAGCAGGGGAUUAUUUUGGUAAGUUAGUGACA
Lymnaea stagnalis (great pond snail) is the source of this 1872-nucleotide messenger RNA. NCBI's taxonomy places the organism in Eukaryota, Metazoa, Mollusca, Gastropoda, Lymnaeidae. The record is from the annotation of a GenBank genome assembly.